AUGAAGUAUUCCUUAAGCCCUGACAACUACUCUGAAGAUGGAAUUAUGAAUAUGGCAACUUUUCUAAGGGGCUUUGAAGAAAAGGGGAUAAAGAAUGACAGGCCUGAGGACCAGCUGAGUAAAGAGAAAAAGAAGAUUCUCUUCUCCUUCUGUGAGGUGUGCAACAUCCAGCUGAACUCUGAAGCCCAGGCCCAGGUCCAUUACAAUGGCAAGUCUCACCGCAAGCGCGUCAAGCAGCUAAGUGAUGGACAGCCCUCAUCCCCGGCCCAGGGCUCCGCGCCGCCACCCCCAGCCAGCCCCGGUACCCACAGCAGCACAGGUAGUACAUGCCACACUACUACCCUUCCUGCUCUUGUGCGCACACCUACCCUGAUGAUGCAGCCUUCACUGGAUAUCAAACCGUUUAUGUCGUUUCCAGUGGACAGUAAUUCUGCUGUUGGGCUCUUUCCAAAUUUUAACACAAUGGAUCCUGUGCAAAAAGCAGUCAUUAACCACACAUUUGGAGUAUCCAUUCCCCCAAAGAAGAAACAAGUUAUUUCUUGUAAUGUCUGUCAGCUUCGCUUUAACUCGGAUAGCCAGGCCGAGGCCCACUACAAAGGAAGUAAACAUGCCAAGAAGGUCAAAGCACUAGAGGCAACGAAAAAUAAACCCAAAAUGGUUUCUUCCAAGGACAGCGCAAAGGCUAAUCCCAGCUGCUCCAUCACUCCAAUCACAGGCAACAACUCUGACAAAUCAGAAGAAAAAGGGAAGUUAAAAGUCAGCAUUUCCAAUCAAGUAUCAAGUUCUGAAGGUGGCUCCUUUCUUCUCAAACCUGGCACCACACCCCUGCCACCUGGAGGAGCCACUUCUCCCUCCAAGAGCACCAAUGGAGCGCCUGGUACUGUUUCUGAAUCAGAAGAAGAAAAAGCCAAAAAACUGCUAUAUUGUUCACUAUGCAAAGUGGCUGUGAACUCCCUGUCACAGCUAGAGGCACACAACACAGGAUCUAAACACAAGACUAUGGUUGAAGCUCGUAAUGGGGCUGGCCCAAUUAAGUCCUAUCCAAGACCUGGAUCAAGAUUAAAGAUGCAGAAUGGCAGUAAGGGGUCAGGACUACAGAACAAGACAUUUCAUUGUGAAAUCUGUGAUGUUCACGUUAAUUCAGAAAUUCAACUCAAACAGCACAUUUCUAGCCGAAGGCAUAAGGAUCGAGUUGCUGGGAAGCCAUUAAAGCCGAAAUACAGCCCUUACAACAAACUCCAGCGGAGCCCAAGCAUUUUAGCAGCCAAACUUGCAUUCCAGAAGGACAUGAUGAAGCCCCUGGCCCCGGCCUUCCUGUCCUCGCCCCUGGCGGCGGCCGCCGUGUCCUCCGCGCUGUCUCUGCCGCCGCGGCCGUCGGCCUCGCUCUUCCAGGCCGCGGCCAUCCCGCCCGCUCUGCUGAGGCCGGGCCACGGCCCCAUCCGCGCGACCCCCGCCUCCAUCCUCUUCGCCCCGUACUGA
Messenger RNA from Rangifer tarandus platyrhynchus (Svalbard reindeer), 1479 nucleotides. The record is from the annotation of a GenBank genome assembly. NCBI's taxonomy places the organism in Eukaryota, Metazoa, Chordata, Mammalia, Artiodactyla, Cervidae.